AUGUCGCUGACGGAGGUGGUGGUUUCGUCAGAAGUGUGGCUGACGUGUGCCACGCACGCGCUCUCCACGGAAGCGGAGGAAAUCAUGGGUCUGCUGCUCGGGGAUAUCGAUUACGACUACAGUGGACGAACUCCAGUGGUCUCUGCAAAGAUUUGGGGCGCUGCCCCGCAGGUUCGGGCAGACAGGAGAAAAGAUCGAGUCGAGACGACUCCCGAGCAGCUGGCAGCAGCUUCUGCCGAGGCUGACAGGAUGUCAGCAGCCACUGGCAUGAGGACACGUGUCAUUGGGUGGUACCACUCGCACCCACACAUCACUGUUCAUCCAUCCCAUGUCGACGUGCGCACACAGGGCAUGUAUCAGAUGUUGGACGAGGGCUUCGUGGGGCUCAUAUUCUCUGCCUUCAACCGAGCCUCCUCGCAUGCCCAGGCGGGUCAAUUGCAGGCAGUGGCGUUUCAGUCCGUGUCAGCACGUGACAAGGAGCAGCGGGAGCAGAAGUCUCGGCACACCCCGGCACGGGGGCAGUGGGCGCAGCUGGGCACCAAGAGAGAGCACUCGUCGCACCCCUCUGUCUCAGACCUCGAGCCGCAGGAGCUGGCAGUGGUGCUGGCUGCUGUGGAUGAUGACGUCCCAUCAUCUGACUUCACAGCAUGGGAGGUGCCAAUAAAGGUGGUUUCUUCAGCCCGAGCCUUCCCCUCCCUGCCCCGUGCACAUGCCGUGGCGCCCCUGACUGGGCUGCAGCGGAUGCUGUUGUUGGAGGAGAAGGAGGCGUAUGAGAAGGCGGUGGAAGAGGCGCACAGACACGGCGACCCCAACCCGUUGGAGCUGAUUCACCACCAUGCCACCUAUCAAGCUGCUCUGUGCCGCUUAAUGGAAACCUGCCUCGUCCCGGCCAUCGCCGCUCUGGAAGACAUAACUCGGAGCAACAAAGCAGCGUUGAGUGCUCUGCACGUCUCCUCCCCUCACUCUCCCAUCGCCUCCUCUCCACCUCCCAUGUCCUCUUCUCAACCUGCUCCUGUGACACCUGGUGUGACACCUGGUGUGAGAUCUGGCACAGAAGCAGCAGCACUGCCUGUCGUAUCAAGGUCUGUUGGACCUUCCACUCGGGACACGCGCACACGGGCAGGGGGGCCUGCAAAACGGCAUUCUGGCAAUUCCAGUCAUUCCAGGGAAACAGGGCAGGCGAUGGGGCAGGUGCAAGCCUCACGGCGUGACGCCCCUGCACGAGGCGACAGGGCAGGUCAGAGGAUCCCUGCUCUGUCAGCAGGUAUGGGCACAGGCACAGACGGAGGCAUGGUUACAGGCACGGCCACAGGCGUGAGCACAGCGGCGCACCUCAAGGCAGUGCUGGCAACAGUGUUGGGCGAGUUCCGUGACGUCGACACGACAGAAGCAGUGUCGCAGAUCGCAGAGCUCUGCCAACUGCUCUCAGUCACCGACCCGCACUGCCUUCCCAGCGCAGUGACUCACCUUUCAACGCGCGCAUGGCACUGCGAGCAGCUGCUGCGGCGGAUGCAGCAGACCCAGGCCAGCCUGCAGACAAGACAGGAGCAGGUCACAGCUCUGGCUGAGUGCAUCGAGAGCUGGAAGGCGCAGCUGCUAUCGGACGAUGACAUCAGCAGGGCCACUGAUGACGUGGCAGACAAAAUCAGGAGAACGUCACAGGAGCAGCAGCAGUUGAGCCUGCAGCGAUCUGCCGCUCAGGGCUCACUAGAAGCUGCGGGGUACAGUGCUGACGUGGACAUGGCCGCCCUGCUACAGCUGGCAGCGGAGGUGCAGGGGGAGGAGGAGGAGGUGGGGCGGCUGCAGCACGAUCUGGCGAUCUACUCCGACCUGCCCACGGACAUCACUCUGGCCCGCACGCACCUGCAGAGCGAGAGGGAGCGCCUGAGGGCUCUGUCUCGAAAGCUGGAGGCGUGGAGUAUGGGGGAGGAGGUGGAGGAGGGGGAGGACAGGGAGGGGUACGGGCAUCAGUCUCCCGGAGAGGGAGGGGGGAUGGGGACGUGGGGCGUGGGGGGCCAAGGGGAGGGGCGGACGGGGUUUGGGUUCUUGAGUGACUCGAUGAGGAUGCAAGGUGGGGAGAGGGAGGGUGGGGACGUGGAGGAUGGGGGAGCCAUAGGAGGGUGGGGUGGGGGCUCGUGGGCCCGGCCCACAUGCCCUGGCAGGCCGGACGGUGAAGGCAGAGGGGGCAAGGGGGAUGAGUUGGAUGCGGUGGAGUGUGGUGAGUGGCUGCAGUGGGGCGAGCUGGGUUUGACUGCGUCCAGGUGGGAUGUGGGGGAGGUGCAACUGAGGGAGGGGUGGACCAGGGAAGAUUGGGACACGAGGGAGGGUGAGUGGGAGGAGAAGCAGGAGGAAGGGGAGGAGGUGGAAGAGGCAGGGGAGGAGGAAGUGGAGGAGUGGGGGAAUGACGAAUUGAAGGAAGAGUCAAAGGAGGAAACGGAGCUUGCAGAAGCAUCCAAUGGUGCAGAGGACGGCUGGGGUGUAGCUGCACUCCUUAUCCCAUCACCCGAGUUGGCUCUUAAAGGGGAUGGAGAGAAGGCAGCAGCCGCAGCACCUCCCGUACCUCCUGCACCGCCCGAAGGAGUCUUUUUCGGUGACUGGGCAGCUGAAAAAGAUCCUCUCCGGGCAGAGACUACAGCAGGGACUGUAGCAGGAGCAGGGGAGAGCGACGGCAGAGGCAAGCAUAUAUCCAUGGUGCGACGGCGGGUGUGGCCAGGGCGAGACGUGACUGUAACAGGUGCAUGCACAGCACCUGUUCCUGUAGCAGACGUGACUGUAGUGGGUGAUUCUGCAGACUUGCUGGUGGGAGUGUUGUGCCCUGCCAGCUGGCACUGCCACGUGGCACACUUCCACAGGUCGGUCGACUGCAGUGCCGCCCACAACUCCUGCUGCUGCCGCGCCACGUCCGCUUGCCCCGUGCGCCGCCAGCUGCGCUCGUGCGCGACCGGGGCUCCGCACACGGUCGCGGGGAAGGGAGGCGGCGGAAGGAGUGGCGCUCAUCCAGUCAGCGGGGGAAACCGCUGUGGUGGCGGAGAAGUUUCUGCGGCGGGGAGCCGCGCGCGACCACUGCUGCGACGGUUGUAG
Molecule: messenger RNA, 3081 nt
Organism: Closterium sp. Naga37s-1
Lineage: Eukaryota; Viridiplantae; Streptophyta; Zygnematophyceae; Desmidiales; Closteriaceae
Source: the annotation of a GenBank genome assembly